Contarinia nasturtii (swede midge) is the source of this 4595-nucleotide messenger RNA. It is a transcript of the gene Cph, whose product is annotated as B-cell lymphoma/leukemia 11A. The transcript has 5 exons. Bases 598 to 3474 code for a protein of 958 amino acids. Gene Ontology annotation, molecular function: RNA polymerase II cis-regulatory region sequence-specific DNA binding; DNA-binding transcription factor activity. Gene Ontology annotation, biological process: regulation of transcription by RNA polymerase II. The record is from RefSeq and is a predicted model, not a curated record. NCBI's taxonomy places the organism in Eukaryota, Metazoa, Arthropoda, Insecta, Diptera, Cecidomyiidae. Gene Ontology annotation, cellular component: nucleus.
UCGUCAAAUUCACGGAUUAUCUACAAAAAAGUGAUGAAAUCAUUUGAUUUUCAAACUGGAUUUUACAAAGACACACAUAUUUUAUUUAAAUAAGCAUUAUUUUUCACACAUAAUUAAAGGACUGCAAUGAAUUGCUAGCGAAUGAACACUUUGACAGAAUAUUUUAAUUCGCAGUUUUUUUUGAAAAUCAAUCGAAAAAGUUAUGUAGCAUGAUAGAAAAUGAUUUAGUGCAGUGAAUAUUUAACGAAUUUUAGCGGACAUUGGCCAGUAUUUAUGGAUUAAUUUCUGUUACAGAAAAAAUAAUCCAAUAAGAUUUUUAUAUAGUCUAAAAAUCCGAAACAGAUCCAACCAAAUAUGAAUAUGAAUCAUUUCACAAUAAGUGAGAAUAACGAUUAUAAACACUAAUAACAACUCAAAGGAAAUCAUUUCGAUUUAUGUAUGCGUCAAAGAUAAAAGACAAUACGAUCAAACCAUAAAAUUGCAUGGUUUUAAUGAAGAAGUGAAUUAUUUGCUUUGUUUUAUCAGAUAAAGCAACUCAAAGAAAAAUUGACUUUUAUUUUCGAGGCUGUGAAGUGUCAGAUAAAAAAAAUUGCCAAAAUGAGAAUCAAAAUGCCAGCCGUUCGAAUUGCUCAAGCAGAAUCUGAAUCAACAGCAGAACCUGGAGCUAUACAGGAUAUACUAACAUGUGGCUCAUGUCAAAAAACAUUUGCACUCGGCGACAUCGUUAAAUUCAUACAGCACAAAGUUUUGCAAUGCAACAAAGAAAAUUAUGGCCAGUGCUUUCCACAAGGUGGUACAACCGGCGACAGAGAUUCAGAAGACGGUAGACCAUUGAGUCUUGUGAAUCGACGGCCGUCAAUUUCAGCACCAAUUUCCACACGUAAACCAUCCAGUUCAUCAUCACGUGUACACACACCACCUCUAGCUAGUCCUGGUUUCUUAAGUGGUGACGGUGCAUCGAGCACACCAAAACGACUAACGCCCGAUGAUGAAAACGAUAACGAAAAUGAAAAUUCCGAAUCAAAACAAUCGGAAUUGAAUUCGUUGGAAAAUAAUAGCAAUUCAGAUGAUGAACAAAAACGUGGAAAUAGCGUAGACAGUAGCAACUGCUUAGAAAUUAAACGUGAACGAAAUGAAAACAGCGGCAACAGCAACACAAAAAUCGAUGGAAACGAUGGUGAAACCAACACAGUAAACAAUGAACCCAGUAACUACGUCUGUUCAACAUGCAAAACAAAAUUGAGUUCGGCAUGGCGUCUCGUGCAACAUGUUCAACAUGCGCACGGCGUUAAAAUUUAUGUAGAAUCGAAUAAACAUUUGCUUGAUGCUCAGCAUCAUCAACAACUGCAGCAACUGCAACAGCUACAACAACAACAACAACAGCAACAAGACAAAGAAAAAGAAAAAGAGAAAAGUUCAAAGAAUUCCAGUUCAUCAUCGGAUUUGAGCAAUGCAAGCAAUCAAUCGGCAUCGAAUCAGAAACAAAAUGAUCAACAAAAUGCACAGAUUUUGAGACAUCAUCCAUUGUUGCCGCCGCCCGAUAUGCAUGGCAAUCCAUUCGGUUUAUUACGAAUGCCGUUGCCACCUCCAGCCGUUGGACCAUUUUUGUCAAGAUCCCAUCAUGAUUUCCGUAUGGAACAACUUGUCAGCGAACAAUUUCGUCAUCAUGGUUUAAAUUUGGCGGCGGCUGCGGCUGUUGCUGCUGCCAAUUCAUUGGCUCCACACAAUGCAGGUUUCCAAUCGCCCGGCAGUGAACGACCAGCAUCAACCGGUGGUCGUAUCUCUGCAUCAGCUUCAAAUCCAAAUCUCUCAAUUGAACCACAAAUCGAUUUUUAUUCGCAACGUUUGCGUCAAUUGGCCGGUACAACAAGUCCAGGCGGUAAUUUAGUGAAUGCCAGCUCGCCAAGUCCACGCAAACAACAAUCACCGUCAUUUGCAAGCCCAUCACCAUCACAAUUACCACCAACUCCAUUGACAAAUAAUUCACGGCCACAAAGUUUAACACCGCCCGAAAAGCAUACAAGCGAUGCAAACAACGAUGAAGCCCGUAAAAUAAUAACGACACCACGUUCAGCAUCGACACCACCAAAAGAGGCUCAAUCCACCGAUGGUGUACAUGCUUGCGAAUUUUGCGGAAAGAAAUUCCGUUUCCAAGUCAAUUUAUUGAUACAUCGACGCACCCACACCGAUGACAAAUCGUACAAAUGUAACAGCUGUGAUUUUACCUGUUUCCAAGCAUCGAAAUUAAAGCGUCAUCUUAAGGUGCAUGCAACACCAGAGGAUCGCACAAGUAACGCUGGUUCAGUUGAGACAUUUGACGGCGAUGAAUCGAAUCCAGAAGAUGAAGAAGAUGUUGAAGAAAUCGAAGACGAAGAAGCCAAUGAAGAAAUGGAAUACGAAGCUGAAGAUUUAAGUGUUGGCAGUAAAAGUGAAAAACAAUUUGAUAUGAAACGUGAUUUACUUUUGGGACAUCCACCGCCAUCGUUGGUCGGUGAGCUAAUGGAUAAAUUUGGUUUGUCAAACAUUCCACAAUAUUCGGAAGCAUUAAAGCAAGCCUGGCAAGAGAAAGCGCUUCAAAUGCAACUCUCAAUUAAAGAUCGUGACAAUAAUAAUAGCAGUGCAAUGGCACCACUCUCCGAAAAAUUGAAUGGUUUACCGGCUGCAUUACGUUUACGUGAAGAAUUCACCAAGAAUAUGCUUCAAUCGCAACAAGCUCAAACACCAAAUCAAGUACCAAUGUACAAUCCAAAUCCAUUCGAUAGCCCAUUCGAUCCGGCAAAACGUAUGAAACUUGAUAAUGAUGCAUGGUGGUCAUUGCCCGGUUUACAUCGCAAUGAUCCGUUCUUUGAAAAUCUUAAAGCAAAAACUCACAACAUAAUUCCAACGUCAACGGCAAAUCUCAUGCAAAAUCCAUUGAUUAAAAAAGACCACAAACGAAACGAUACAUGCGAAUAUUGUGGUAAAGUGUUUAAAAAUUGCUCAAAUUUAACGGUUCAUCGACGCUCGCACACCGGUGAAAAACCAUAUAAAUGUGAAUUGUGUUCGUAUGCAUGUGCACAGAGUAGCAAAUUAACGCGUCACAUGAAAACCCAUGGUCGUUCUGGUAAAGAUGUUUAUCGUUGCCGAUUCUGUGAUAUGCCAUUCAGUGUUCCAUCAACGCUUGAAAAACAUAUGCGAAAAUGUGUUGUUAAUCAAAACAAACAUCUAAAAAAUAUGUCAGCAGCAAGCGGUUUAAAUCCGCACAAUUUUUCAAUGCCUCCACUACCAACAUUGGCCGCAAUGAAUGCCAGUCUAUGCAAUAGCGUUCCAAACAUGAGCGACGACGAUGGUGCAACGAAUUUAUCGGCUCAGGCCGCAUCAAGUCUAUCGACACCAGUUUCAUUGCCACCAUCAGCAUUAUCAUCGCCGUCAUUGUCAUCACUAUUACCUCAACAUCAUCAACAUCAACCGAUGUCUAUCAAAGAGGAGGCUUGACUUUAUUCCAACUGGGCAGCCGCCUAUCGACUGCCGCCAAAUCGAAUGAUGUCAAGCAUCUUUUAGAAUUUUUGAUAGAGUAUAUACAAAACACAAAGUUAUUUAUUUAAAAAGAAAUCAAUUCCCCCCACACUUAAAAUGCGCGGCAAUACACACAUCGGUUAUUAAAUAUUUAUCGUGUGCACUUUUGAGAAGAUGAAUUAAUCAAUUUUUUUUUAUUAUUAUUAUUUUAAUCAAGUAUUUUUUUUAGUUGAAUUCGUUUUAAGUAACCAGUUGAAAAAAAGAGAGAAAAAUAAUGAAAAGAAAUACAGAGGCAUUAAUACCAAAGUCAAUGAGGCACUAUCUACAGUUUUAUUAACUUCAAAAAAAAAAUUGAGAAUAAUAAAAACUGAAGAAAUCAUGUAAAAGAACGUAAUUUUAAAACAAAAGACAUAUGAAAAAAUGCAUAGUUAAUUUGAAGAGAAAUGAUAACAUUUAGCAGGCAGAAAUUAAGCAUCAUUUUAGGUAUGUAUUGUAAAUAUUCAACCUACUAUAAAAUCUAGAUAAGAUCAUUUAAAUAUUAUUAAUUAUUUCGAUAAAUGAAUGAAAUGAAUUCAACACAAAUCUUCAAUCCAAACUUAUAAACACACACACAAACACUCCCCAAACCAUAUUUUAUGAUUCAAGACAACAAUUUUUAAACUAAAAAUAUAUAUAUUCAAUUUAAAAAGAGACAAAAAAACAUCAACAUUCUAAUGUCUGUAUAUGUAUAAAAAAAAGAAUGAAGAUUUUCGAACGUAAGACGAAUUCUAUAUAUUAAACGUAGUGUCAAUUGUAUAAAAUAUGAGUUAAACAGAAACUACGCACAGUCACCCGAAUUGAAAGAAGAAGUUGAAAAACAAAACUUAGUUCAUUUUGCAAGAAACAUUUGUUUUUUGCCCCCUUUUCAAUCUCCUUUUCACCUCUAUAUAAGAAAAAGAAGAGAAAACGCAGUUUUUAAACCACUUGUUCGUAUCUAUUCUACUAGCAAUUUUAAAUCUAAUUUAGAACUUAGUAUUCUUAAUCGUAGUGUAUUCUGUAUAAAAAAAACACACACACAAAUGAUAAUGGAUUUUUAAUAAAAAUCAUCACAUCAAACGUAA